AUGGCUAAUGUCAGGCAGGAUGCCAAUUGCACGAACAAGGUCACAGCGCUGCACACCUGCAUACUCCUGGGCCAUCGGACAGAUCUGAAGAGGCUCCUCGAAGAAGGCGAUGCAUCGAUCGAGGCCAAAGACCAUUUCGGCAGGACACCUCUCUUCUACUGCGUCAUGGUGGACAACGCCCAGUUCCUGUCCCUGCUCCUCAAGGCCAAGGCACGGGUGGACAAUGCCGAUAACGGCGGGCAGACGGCACUCCAUCUGGCGGCCCGCAAGGGCCUCAAGGGGUGCAUCAAGCUGCUGCUGGCUGCCAAUGCGUUGUGGGACCAGAAGGACGCCGAGGGCGUCACAUCCCUGCACCUGGCUGCCUCAAAUCGCAGACCUCAGGGCCUGGCUUUGCUCCUGGGACAGGUGCUCAGGGGACAGGUGGACCUUCAGGACGGGCACAAGCGGACAGCAUUGCACUGGAGUUCUCAGUUUUGCAACGCAGAUUGUAUUGUCAUGCUGCUAAAAGAGGACGCCAAUGUGCUGCUCCAGGACGAAGAAGGACGAACGCCUCUACACCUCUGCGCCUCACGUCCCGAUCCAGCUGCUGUCGACUGUGUCCGUCUACUCCUGGAGUGUGAGCCCUCGCUCAUCAGGUGGCAGGACUACCAGGGUUGCACAGCCCUGCAUCAAGCUGUGGCUACCGGUACUAUCCAGACAGUUGACUUCCUGACAUCCAGGGGCCAGUACAACUCCCUGGACAAUCUCUUUCGCACACCACUGCACUGGGCUGUUCAGCUUGGUCGGGUGGACGUUGUUCGCCUGCUCUUGGGUCGGCACGCCGACCCUGGUAGUGCCGACUGCAACGGUGCCACACCGCUGCACUAUGCCACUCGUCUGAGGGACCCCGCCCUGACGUCGCUGCUCCUGUCGCGGGGGUCGCCCACAGACCUGCUGGACUCCAAGGGGUUCAGCCCCCUCAUGUGGGCUGCUGUGGGGGGGACCACGGCACACCUCAGAGCGCUGCAUCAUCACAAGGUGCCGCUGGACGCUCCUACCCUGGACGGGGUCACGGCGCUCCACGCGGCCGCCGGUCAAGGCCAGGACGAGACCGUUCAGCUGCUUCUGGACCUUGGAAUGGGCCUGGGGCUCAAAGACCACCUGGGCCUGGCACCCCUGUCUUACGCCUGUCACGGGGGGCACGCGCACACGGUGCUGCUCCUCGUGGACGCCGGGGCACAGCUGCACGACACCGAUGCGCGGGGGUGCUCGCCGCUGCACUGGGCAGUUGCAGGGGAUCACGCGUAUGUGUGCCAGUUGCUGGCUCAGCGUGGCUGCAGAAUGGAUGUGGUGGAUCACCAAGGCCGCGGCGCUCUGCACUAUGCCAGUGGCUUGGGCCUGGUGAGCUGUGUAGCUGCCCUCCUGCAGUAUGGGGCAGAGCCCAAUCUCAUGGAUAUUGAGGGCAAGGCGCCAGUGCACCUCGCCGCUCACUGUGGUUCCUUGGAGUCCGUAGAGCUGCUUUGUGGUCACGGUGCCAUGCUCAACGCCAUGGACAAGACCCCCCACAGGUAUACUGCCCUGGAUUAUGCAGGGGCGGGGAACCACUCCAGCGUCGUAAACUUUCUGCUCGAGCAGGGCGCUACAUCAUCCAGCAACAUUAAAUCCAUCGCAGCGUUCGCGAUUCAGAGGUUCUUCAGGAGGCUGUGUAAGAAACAACACGCUGAUGGUGUCCUCAGAGACAAAGGGGAGCACUUGAGCAGGCAGGGUCUGCCGGACAUAAAAGAAGAGCCUGUCCAUCCCGGGACUUCGGCUGCCCCAUGCAAAUCUCGGGCUGCAGUGAACAAACCUCCUUCAGGUAUACUCGGCGUCGGCAGUUGGAGCGUAUGCAAGAACGAAUACAAGUGCUGUUCAGUGAUGAGGUUCAGCGACAGGAAGCUCGACGCGAGUGGCAGCAAGGGCUGGCACAUUUUCAACUUUUUACGGGUGUGUUACCUUCCCUGCGUUACAGACCCUAAGAACUCCAGGAGCUCUGCCUGAUUAUUAGGCUCGCGCACCUGACCAGCCUGCACCUUCCCACGGAGGACCCCGGCUUCAGCAGGCAUCCGCCGCAGCGAAUGCCCACCGCCAUCGCCGCCGCAAAGCCGCCAACCGUCGUAGUCGUUGGCAUUGAAGAAAGAGACAGAAAGACCAUUACGACCGUGUGGUCGUGUCAGACUCUUGAGGAAUAUAGAGAGAGGAGGGAAGAAGGUAUCGGAUAGCAAGGAAGAUGAGC
Molecule: messenger RNA, 2251 nt
Organism: Ixodes scapularis (black-legged tick)
Lineage: Eukaryota; Metazoa; Arthropoda; Arachnida; Ixodida; Ixodidae
Product: inversin
Exons: 16
Coding region: 1-2016 (671 amino acids)
Molecular function (GO): protein binding
Source: RefSeq, a predicted model, not a curated record